UCAUUCCAUUGUGAACACUUCUAUUUCAAACAUCAUGGUACAUUUACGUCGUCUGUAUUUUCACCUCAUUUGAUCAUAAAUACCUGAUUAUUAAAGGACACUUGGGAGAAUCUAUGAAGGAGUUAAAUCCCAUUUAACAUCUUUUUAUUUUUUUAUGUUAAUAAUAAUUAAGUAAAUUGGAAAAGAAGCAAGCGACGCGAAACAAUACAUAUUCUACUUCCGGUUCCUUGUGUGAGGCACUAUGGGAUUACUGACGUUUGCAGGAAGGAUAGUUCUUGUUGUUAUAAAUAUAGUCUUCAUUCUUUUAUCACUGGCGCUGAUCGUUGCAGGUUUUGUGAUACGUUUUGCUCAUGAUUGGCUUCGACCUAAAGUCACAGCUAUUCUAGCUGAUAUAGAAGCUACUGUCAACAAUGCAUAUGGAGACGCAAGUUUUAGUACGGACAAUUUUGAGUUUGGGAGUCUGGUCUCAACACUAUGUUAUAUCAUGAUUGCAUUAGGAGUCGUGCUUAUGGCUGUUGCCUUCGUGGGCUGCUGUGGUGCUUGCUGCUCUCUCACCACUGUCAUACUUGUGUACCUUAUCAUUGUGAUUGCCUUGCUGGUAGGACAGGUUGUUAUUGUUAUAUUGGUGUUUGGAGCACCAGACACGUUAAAGGGACACAUGAAGACGAAAAUGAAGGGAUAACAGAGAGA
Messenger RNA from Ruditapes philippinarum (Manila clam), 690 nucleotides. RefSeq lists its product as uncharacterized. Gene Ontology annotation, cellular component: membrane. NCBI's taxonomy places the organism in Eukaryota, Metazoa, Mollusca, Bivalvia, Venerida, Veneridae. The record is from RefSeq and is a predicted model, not a curated record. The transcript has 6 exons. The coding region runs from base 242 to 682 and encodes 146 amino acids.